Molecule: messenger RNA, 402 nt
Organism: Parastagonospora nodorum SN15
Lineage: Eukaryota; Fungi; Ascomycota; Dothideomycetes; Pleosporales; Phaeosphaeriaceae
Exons: 1
Coding region: 1-402 (133 amino acids)
Biological process (GO): protein folding
Cellular component (GO): cytoplasm
Source: RefSeq, a predicted model, not a curated record
AUGCGCCGCCAUGCAUGUGCAGCCGUGAACCUGACUGACGAGCUCACCUCACAGGGCGAACUCCCCCAUGCCAUCCGCGUCGACGACUCUACAUGGACCCUCUCCCCCACCAACACGGGCAAAGACAUUGAAAUCCACCUGGACAAGCAGAACCAGCUGGAGUGGUGGGCGCAUGUCAUCACCUCGGCGCCCAAGAUCGACACCAGCAAGAUCCAGCCCGAGAACAGCAAGCUGGGAGAUCUGGACGGCGAGACGCGGGGCAUGGUCGAGAAGAUGAUGUUCGACCAGCGCCAGAAGGAGGCAGGCAAGCCCACCAGCGACGAGCAGAAGAAGCUGGACCUCUUGGAGAAGUUCAAGGCGCAGCAUCCCGAGAUGGACUUUUCCAAUGUGAAGAUGGAGUGA